This is a messenger RNA of Entamoeba invadens IP1, 1329 nucleotides long. RefSeq lists its product as hypothetical. Gene Ontology annotation, molecular function: protein phosphatase binding; protein phosphatase regulator activity. The record is from RefSeq and is a predicted model, not a curated record. Bases 1 to 1329 code for a protein of 442 amino acids. Gene Ontology annotation, cellular component: cytosol; nucleus. The transcript has 6 exons. NCBI's taxonomy places the organism in Eukaryota, Evosea, Mastigamoebida, Endamoebidae.
AUGUCCCGGCUCGACGGAGUACUGACUGCAAAAGAGUUUUUAAAGAACCAGACGCUCGUCCAAGACUUCUUUUAUACCAAGGAUAUACAACUAUGGGUCUUAAACCACACUUUUGAGUUGUGUGAGGAACUUGUUUUAGGGAACAACAACGCGAAAAUGAUUCUUACAUCGAACAUGACUGUUGUGUUACAGGGUCUCAAUAAAGACAAAAGGAUAUUCCCCUUUUUCAUUGAAAACUUACAGACAACAGAUCACGGUGAGUUGAUUGAAACGAUUGGGAAAUUGCUUGGGAAUAUGCUCAAGUAUUAUACCAACAUUAACAUUGAAAACAUCGACGAGAUUCAAAAACACGUGAAAGUGCUUGUGCACAAUAUCAACUCAUACCCUAUUUGCGACUAUAUUAUUUCAUUACUAACACACGACACAUACCAAAAAUGUGAAACAUUGAAGCUGUUGUGCAAAGAGGGUGUCGUCCAUUUUUUGUUUGAAGAGUAUAUCAACCACAAAUCGUAUGGAGUGACGCGGAUAAUUAAAGAAAUUGUGUUGUGGAAGCACAUGUAUAAUGUAGGCAUAGUUGGUGAAGUCUUUGUAGACAACUGUAAUACGGAACCGUUACUUCCACAACUCUACUCUUCCAUUUUUGAGACACAAGAUGUCGACGGAAUUGAAACGGUUGGAUAUCUCCUCACAUUAAGUCCAAGCAAUGACGAGUUAUGUAAAAUACCAAUCGACGGACUUCCUUCUAUAUAUCGUCUUCUACUUCCUUUUUAUGGAAAAAUCAGUGAAUGGCUUACUUUGCCACAAACAACGGAACCCACUGUUGUGUUGGGUAAUGCGCGAAUACAAACAGUGUAUUUAGUCCUUUCUCUUGUUGUUUCCAAUUACUACGAAGUUUUUGCGUCGAUCAUCAAACACAAGAUCCUGCGAAAAGUUUUUGAUAUUUUCUUUGACAAACGACACAACUGCACUAUUGUCAGACAAAUGGUUGUCGACAUCGCAAUCAUUAUAUUGCAACAACAGAGUUCCCCUCUUCGAAACGAGUUGUUUGAAUAUGGAAUUUUAGAGAAGUGUAUAGACAUAGAUAAAUAUGCUGUUCAAUAUCGGGCAAAGCACAACAUGUACCCUGACAUCUUCGGGUUGAAUCAAAACAUCAUCAAAUCACUCUACUCACAAGACGACUUAGAAGACGACGAGUUUAUAAACUAUGUGGAAACGGUCAUAGCAGAUAGAAACUCAACACCAACUGUGUAUUUGUCUGAUAGUGUACAGACGUAUGAGGUGACCAGUGACUGGAAUGACGGACUGCCUAUUAUUGAUUAUGGUAUGUGA